AUGGGCCAGGUCCUCUCGAUCGACCAAGCCGACUACCCGGUACCUGCCGGCGCCGCCCUACAAGAGAACGCCAACUGGACGCUCACCCCGCUGUUCGUCGGCUGGGCCGGCAACGUCUUCCUGUGCGGCAUCGUCGUCUCGUGGGCGGCGUCGUACUGGCCUCGCGCAAAGGGCGACAAGCCGCUCGUCAAGCUCGCGGUCGUCGUCGCCGUCCUGUUCGAGUGCCUCACGGCCAUCGCCAACUUCUGGUCGCUCGUCGACCACGGCAAGGACCAGGACCGCACCAACAGCGCCAUCUCGCUCCUUAGAGGUCCCGACGCACUGUCGGUCACGCUCGGUACCGUCGUCGCCGUCGCCGUCCAGUCGUUCUUCGCGACUCGCUGCGUCCGGAUCCUCCCGCUCAAGUGGCGGCUGCCGUUCAUCGUCUGGACCUGGGGCCUCAUCAUCGCGUCGUUCGGCGGCGCGGUCGGCAUAACCGCGAUCGAGUUCAUCAACAAGGGCGCGACAGACGUCACUCGAGGUGCUUCGCCCGACGCGUACAGCAACUUGUUCGACCUCGCGCUCGCCUGGCUCUUUUGUGGCAUGGCCGCCGACGUCUCGAUCUCGACCGUCCUUGUCGCACGACUGUGGACCAAGGCGCGAGCGGCGAGGACCGAGCAUGGCGAUCCGGACCUUGUCCCGCCUCUCGAAGCCAGCAUCUGGGGGUUCAUGCGGCUCGCGCUCGAGGCGGCCCUCGCGACGUCGAUCACGUCGCUCGCCGCCGGCGUGACCUACGUCACCCUCACCGCCACGACCAACGUCUCGUACGCGCCGAGCAACCUGCUGCCCGGCCUGUACGCGUGCAGCCUCCUGUGGGUCCUCAACUCGGCGCACCGGCUCGCCGACGAGAUCAACCUCGCGCAGCUCAACUCGAUCCAGCUCGUGUGGCAACUCGGGCCCGCGUCGUCGCACCUCCCUCCCUCGUCGUCUCCCGCCACCGCCGCCGCCGCCGCCGCUGGCGGCGCAUCGCCGCUCCCCUCGUCGGCCGUGGGCGCGCUCGGGCCCUCGAACGAGCAGCGCCGCGCCGUGCCGCACGCGGUCGCCCAGGUCGUGCACGGCGUCGGGCCGGGCACGUGGGAGCUCAAGCGCGGGCUCGCGAGCGCCAAAGCGCGACAGCGCCUCGGCGAGGACGAGAUCCACGUCAUGAGCAUCCGGAGGCGCAUGUCGGGCGCCGUCGUCGAGCCGCAGCUCGCUGGGCCCGUCACGCCGCCGCCGCCGUUCAGGUGGGGGAGGGGCAGUAUCGUGAGCUUGUUUGGCGGGUCGGCCGGGAGCGGGAGCGGGAACGGGUGCGGAGCAGGGAGAGGAGGAGGAGGAGCUGGGGCGAGCGGAAGCGGGCUCGAGCCCCCCUUGCAAGGGAGAGAGAGCAUCGGGAGCAUGUGGACGACGGGCACGUCGGCGAGCACGGCCAAGACGGGCUUUGGGACGGACGAGGCGGUCUGA
This is a messenger RNA of Rhodotorula graminis WP1, 1479 nucleotides long. RefSeq lists its product as uncharacterized. Lineage: Eukaryota; Fungi; Basidiomycota; Microbotryomycetes; Sporidiobolales; Sporidiobolaceae. Bases 1 to 1479 code for a protein of 492 amino acids. The transcript is spliced from 7 exons. The record is from RefSeq and is a predicted model, not a curated record.